AUGUCGAGCCACAAGAUUUGGCCCAAGUCCGGUGGUGUCCCACUGAACUACGAGAUACUUAAGACUCGCACUAAAGGAUGUGUUCCCGACAACGUGGGGAUCGAUCUUCAGCCUUUGGGGUCGGAUAUAUACACUGGUGCCAGUAUCCCUCGGGUGCUUCCUUCGGACAAAAGGUAUCUCCUUCCUGAGGACCGAAUCGCUUGGUUGGAGGAGAACUUGGCUUGUCGUGGGUGGGAUAUCAUAGGCUUCCUUGAUCCUGCUACUCUCAUUCAUCUCUCCACUGCUCGUCGUUCGGCGACUUAUCUCCCGUUCAUUUUGGCUAAUCCAAACCUGCGUGAAAUAGACUUGUUCAAAGACAUUUGUUCCGUCAAUGUUGAACUUUGUUGCACCGAGGAUUCAAUGUCUCUUAUCCAGGCCAACUUUCAAGAAAGGGAGGCUGAGUUAGCUCAAUACAGCAACUCCGAGGACUGUGUAUCCGGUGCCACGCUCAUUGUUGGUCCCGAGCCAGGAGACCGGGAAAAGAGCCCGAGCCCUCCGGUUCUGCGAAGAAGUCCCGCCAUGCUUCACAGGUCGUUUUGGGUUUGGGCUCACCCAAUGUAUUUGCUUCGAGUACUCCGUCUCGACCUUAGCAAGUCCCUCGUGCCCCCACUCCCGCUAGCUCAGUAA
This is a messenger RNA of Prunus armeniaca (apricot), 666 nucleotides long. NCBI's taxonomy places the organism in Eukaryota, Viridiplantae, Streptophyta, Magnoliopsida, Rosales, Rosaceae. The record is from the annotation of a GenBank genome assembly.